Messenger RNA from Schistosoma bovis, 4707 nucleotides. The record is from the annotation of a GenBank genome assembly. NCBI's taxonomy places the organism in Eukaryota, Metazoa, Platyhelminthes, Trematoda, Strigeidida, Schistosomatidae.
CUUGUUGUUCUGUAGUAAACAUCACGAAAAGUUAAAAUCGCGUAACUUUGAUUGUAUUGACCUACAAGCAUGUCUAGACGGUUUCAGUCAAUAAUUACUAGAUAUGUGAUUUAGAUGAGUAAUCUAGAGGCUAGCCGGAUUUUGGCGUCAGCUCUUAAAGAUGUUGAUGAGAUUCUGAAAGUGAAUCAAUAUGAAACAGAUGAUUAUGACGCUGAGAUCAGUAAUGACAAUCGAGAUAUAUUACCGAAAAUCUCAAUUCAGAAUACCGAAGCAAAGUCUCGUAAUGAAACUCUGAACGACAGCAGAAACGCAUUUGAUGAGGCAUAUCUUUACAGGGCUGGGAAAGACUUUUCCGUUCUAAUUAAUAGACUUCAAAUAUGCAUCAAUAAACUGAAUCAGUCAAAACCCACACCUUCAAUCCACGCAUCAGAAUAUCAAGCUCUAAAUUUUGGAAUCAUUGAGAACAGUUCAUUUGAUAUUGCUCAUCGCGUAACCACACAACCUACUAAAUUCAACUUGAAUUUAAGUGAACAAUCUAAACAAAUGCAGUCUCAAUACGUGUUUCCCCCGGAUGAAUUUAGUACAUGCCUCAACGAUAAACGCUUUCAUCAACGAAUCACUAAAUUACGAGGACAAAUACAAGCACAAGCUAAUCGUAUUGCAGAAUUAGAGAAAGAUGGAAAUCCAUUAUCUUAUUUGGUCAAUAAAAACUGUACAACCGAUCAUCGUAAUAAAAAUAUUAGUCAACUACCAACUGAUGUGGAUAAUCUUCAAUUAUUAAAUGAAGUUUCAAAACAACAUUUACGUAUUAAUGCGCUGGAAGAGACUAAUCGAGAUUUAGAAGAGAAAAUUAACAAAUUAGAGAAAGAAUUAUCACAACGUCCAGGUUUAUUUAAUCUGAGGAAUUCAUAUGAAGAUUUGCAAAGUUUAAAAUAUAACAGACAAUGUGCAACAAUACAUCCGACUGUAUCUAAUCGAUCAGCUACAUUAUCAAAUAAUAUAAGUACAUUAAAUGAAUCAUCAAGAGAAUCAAAUAGGUUGAAUUAUCAAACUUUAUUCCGGCGUUCUAUCACUCCAGUUACAUUUAAUAAUAGUUGUUCAUUUAUCACUACAUCUAAUCAGCCUGAGUAUAAUUUGAAUUUUAUUCAUCAAUCACUAACUGGUACUCAGUCGACCCCACCAACAUCACGUUUAAUUUAUGAUAAACCAUACAGAUAUGAUGCUUAUAUACCAUGCGAACAAAUAAAUCAUAAUAAACUCUCAUCGCCUGGUGAAAAUUACGCCUACUUAAGUGCUGAUCAAUUUAAAUCUGCUAGUCUUAAUGAAUUAUGCUAUUCAAGAGUUACGCAACCUGUUACUACAACUACUAAUAUCAGUACUACUACUAGUAGUAAUAACAUCGUCAAUCCAAAUGCUAGUAGACGUUGGUUAGCACAAAAACGAUAUAGUAUGAAAUCUCCACCAGCUGAUAUUUUCAAUGGUGGCAUACAAGAUUCAGAUAGAAUAAAUCUACUUCCACCACAGUAUGGUAGUAGUUAUCAUCAACAUAUUUACAAUAAUUCACGUACACGAUCACCCACACAACUUCAAUGGUAUCAGUACACAAGAAAUAAUUUUAAUGAUGGUAGACAAACAUCAGCAGAUUGUGAAUUAAAUGGAAGUGUUAAUUUAUUCAAUUCAUCACGUGAAUGUGAUUCACCAUCUUCAGGAAGAUGUACAACUGUACAUGAUACCCAUUUGUAUACAUCAAGAAAUAAAUCAAAUUUAUCUAAUACCUCCUCUUCUCCUUCUGAGCAACAACAUCAUAUCGAGACGAUAAACAAUUCAACAAAUAUUUUAAAAGAUGAAAAAAGUUCAUCACUUCCAAAAUCUACCCUUAAUGGAAAGAAUCAAUCAAAGAGAUUGAAUAUUGAACGAGCCUUUCAUUGGCUUUCACAAGGUCAAAUGAAUAACUUCAUAUCAAAUGGUUUGAAUAAAUCGAAUUCCAUGCACCAUCAUCAAUGUAAACCAAAAAACAGUUUAAUCAAUUCUGCAUUAUAUAUAAGGUCUAAAAGUAUGGAACGUUAUUAUGGUGGUGGUUCACUGAACAGAUCACGUAGAAAAACACAAGAAACUACUCUUCCUUCUAUGAGCAACAGUAAUAAUAGUCAUGUUGAUGAUGUUUCUGCUAAUCCUGUCUACAAUUCUUCACCACCUUCAGUUCUACAUACCAAUUCAAUUUGCAAUAAUAAAUCACAACAGAGCUAUCAGGGAAGUGCCCUUGAAUCCAAUCAAAAUGGUCCAUUGAAUAAAAGUAUGUCUGUACUAAGUAGUAAUAAAUCGUGUAAUAAUCAUGUGAAAAAUGGACCUCAUUCAUUUGAUAGUUAUAAAAGCAAUCAAUCUAUUUCAUCUUCUGUACGUCAUGAAUCGAAUGAGUUUACGUCUUCAUAUAUGGACAACGUUAACAAAUCCCCUUCAUCUCAUAAUGGUCUUAAUUCAUCCAGUGAACAACGUCAAUCAUUUCAAUUCGCCUAUACUAAGCGAAAUUUUACCACUUGGGAUAAAAAUAUGAUUUCAGCAUGGUUAUAUAAAAUUGGUUUAGGUUAUACAGUAUCACAUACACGAAGAUGGUUAACUUCUGGUCAAGAUUUAAUAAAUGAAUCUAAAAAAUCACUUGCACAAUUAAUGUGUAUACGUAACCCGUUACAUUUGAAGAAAUUGUUAAUCCAUAUACGUUUAUGUAUGAAAGACCAGUAUCCUAAUAAUAGUAAUAAUAUUAAUAAUAAUUACAAUUAUGGGUGUUUAUAUAGAAAUAUAGAACCACCUGAAAAUUUCGACAUACCGGGUUGGUUACAUGAUGUGGGUUUAUCAUCUUAUAUUCCACAAUUCGAUAAUUGCAUCAUUGACCCUUAUGUGCUAGAUCAACUUACUAUGGAUGAUUUAUCUGUGUUGAAAAUGUCUAGUGAAUUACAUAUGUUAAGUUUACGAUGGGGAUUACAAAUGUUAAGACAUAUUAAUUUUGAUAGAAAUCGUUUAUGCCGAAGUCAGAUGGAACAAUGUGAAGCAAAUUUACCUUGUAAAAGAAACAUGUUACAUUCUCCCAUCCAAUCGUUAAAUCAUAUUCAAGAUAAUAUCAAACCUAAUAAUGGACAUAAUGGAAAUCAUGUGCAUACGUCUUGCUUGAAUACUAUUUCUACUUUACAACCAGAUUCCAUGAAUUCUGAUAUUAAUUUUAUUUGUUCAACAUAUUUACCAAUACAAAUUUGUUAUUGGACUCAACAACGAGUAAUGAAUUGGUUACAAAGUAUCGAAUUACCUGAAUAUGCUAGUGAAUUAUGCGGAAAUGGUGUACAUGGUGCUUUAAUGAUUCUAGAAGAUCGUUUUACACCAGAUCUUUUAGCUGAUAUUUUGCGAAUUCCUCCAGUGAAAUCACUUGUUAGACGACAUUUAACAAAUAAAUUUAUUGAACUUGUUGGGUUAGAUAUAUGGAAGCGCAAACAACAUAACGAAACCACUAAUAAUAAUAAUCCACUGACAAUACAUUCUAAAAUCAAAUUUACGAAAAAGAAAAAUAUUUUCAAUUCUAACCGUGGACACAAGUCCAACCAUCACAAUCAUGUUAGUGGUGUUGGUGAUGAUGAUGCAAGUACUGAGCUUGUUUGUCCUAUUGAAAUCGAUGCCAGUCAUACAAGUAUCUUUGCCGAAGAAAUAGUCAAACCUAAUCGUCAAAGCAUACAUCUGCAAGCAGAAAAUGUUCCAACAAUACUCAUCGAUCCGGUUGCUGCAAAAGUGCAGCACCUAGAACUUCAAGAAACUGACCUGUGAAUCAAACAAAUAAAUAAACGAUUCUGGAUAUAAAAUAUGAUAAUUUACUACCCAAUAUAUUACCAUAUUGUUAUUAUACUACUGAAUAAUGUUUUCUGAUUAAAUCCAUGUAUAAACAACUCAAUAACUCUUUGUAUACAAUAUUUUAAUGAUUUCUUCCAUCAAUCUCUCCAUUGUUAUCACCUUUUGCCCCCCCCCCACUUUAUUGUUCAUUACUUCUUAGAUUUGUAUCCACUACCAAUUAUAUAUAUAUAUAUAUAUAUAUAUAUAUAUAUAUAUAUAUAUAUACUCACAAGUAUGAAUUCUUGACAAAUGUUUCAUAGUAUACCAUUGAUGUAAAAUUCCAUUUCAUUAUUCAAUGAACAAAAAUAACCAAUACAAGAUAUCAGAAAAUACAAUUCAACACAACUCCCAUUCACCUCACGUCCACAGAUAUACACAAACAUGAUAAUGUAUAGCUUAAUUUUACUGAUUCAACUAUUUUCUAUGUAUGACUAUGGUCUCUAUCAUAUGAUUACUGCUCAACUCCACAUAGCAAUCUUUAAAACCAACAACAAUGAAAUCUUGUUCAGUUGUCAUCUUAACAUUCUUAACAGAUAACUUAUCAUUGUCUCUGUCAAUAUUAUUACUGCUAUGAUUAUUUAUUCACCUACAUCUUGAUCAUGUUUUGUUUUGUUAAAAAAACAAAUUGCUUUUUCUCCUGUGAUUUUGCUUUUCUUUACAUUGUCAAUUAGUUUAUAAUGCUUCUUCUCUGUUUUAUUUGUGAAGGACCAAGUGUGUAAAUGUAUGUAUUGACCAUAAUGGAAUUUGUCAUUAUAUUAUACUAUAAUGAUUGAUAUAAUUACUAUGAAGUGAACUAAUUGUGCUGACCAAUCAAAAUAAUAAAAUUGAUUUUUUUUUUAG